Molecule: messenger RNA, 5365 nt
Organism: Hippocampus zosterae (dwarf seahorse)
Lineage: Eukaryota; Metazoa; Chordata; Actinopteri; Syngnathiformes; Syngnathidae
Product: complement C3-like
Exons: 41
Cellular component (GO): extracellular region
Molecular function (GO): protein binding; endopeptidase inhibitor activity
Source: RefSeq, a predicted model, not a curated record
UUGUUUUUUAGCAUUCCACAACCGAUAACAAUUCCGGAACCACCCCCAGCUCCGGUAGAAGUUCCGAGAUUCACCCUGGUGGCACCGGACCUGCUGAGAACCGACAGCCCGGAGAAUAUCUUCCUGCAGGCGGAAGGCAUCGCCAGCCCCGUCGAGGUGAUCAUCAGCGUGACCGACUUCACCAAGACCACCAUGCUCUUCACGGACGGGGUCACGCUGAAUCCGGGCAACGACUUCCACACGCUCAAGUCUCUCCAGAUUCCCUCCAGUCCGUUGAAUCGAGACGAGAUCAAGAACAAGUAUGUGAUCGUGAAGGUCAAAUUUGGAAACUACCACGAGGAGGAGAGGACCGUCAUGGUGUCCUUCCACUCGGGAUACAUCUUCAUCCAGACCGACAAGCCCAUUUACAACCCCGGAGAUGAGGUGCGCUUACGAGCGUUUGUGUCCUCGUUGUCCUUCAAGGCCUCCGACAGCUCUUUGACUGUAGACAUACAGAAUCCAGAGGGAGUGGUAGUCAAGCAGGUUUUGAGGACCAAGGCUUCUUCCGGCGUCUUUUCAGACUCUUUUUACCUCACGGAAAUGGCCAACGAGGGCACCUGGAAGGUGAUCGCCAAGUUCGACCACUGGAAGCAGAACACCUUCACCUCGCACUUUGAGGUGAAGAAAUACGUGCUGCCUGCCUUCAACGUGACUUUGACCCCGAAGAAGUCUUUCCUGAGCCUUGAUGACAAGGAACUGGAGGUUGAGAUUUGGGCCAGAUACUUGUACGGAGAGCCGGUUCAAGGGACGGCCUACGUGUCGUUUGGCGUGAACGUCAACAAGGAGAUGAGAAGGUUGCCUUCAGUCAAGCAGGUGUCAAAUCUGGAGGGUGGAGUUGUCAAGCUGACUGUGGAUGAGCUGAAGGCAGCAUACCCUAACGUCAAGACUUUGGUGGGCAACUCAAUCUAUGUUAAAGCUUCCGUCCUCACCAAGACAGGCGCUGACCUGGUGGAAGCUGAGAAGACGGGCAUCAAGAUUGUGGACUCCCCCUACGUCCUGUCCUUUAAAAACAUGGUCAAGUACUUCAAACCGGGACUACCCUUUGACUUUACUAUCCAAGUGAGCCACCACGACGGUUCCCCGGCCCGUAACGUCCCGGUGAAGGUGAACCACCUGCCGGAACCCGUGAUCGUCAGCUUGGGCACCGCCAGGGUUACAGCCAACAUGCCCAAAAUGCACAUGCUAGCCCUCACUGCUGAGACUCAGCAGGCUGACCUCAGACCAGAACAGCAGGCCAAAGUCAGCACGUUCCUGUUCCCGUACCUCACUUUCUCCCGUCAGACUCCCAACUACCUCUACAUCUCCAGCAGUACCAACACGGCGUCUCCGGGAGACACGCUGGCUUUCAAACUCACCAUAGACGCUGCGGACCAGCACAUCAGACAACACAUCAAACACCUCACCUACCUGGUGGUGAACAAAGGCCGGUUGGUAGAAGCUCGGCGACUGGACGUGAGCGGUCAGCUAGUGACCAGCGUGGGCCUGGUGGUGACUCCCGACUUGAUGCCCUCCUUCCGUUUGGUGGCCUUCUACAGCCUCCCCUCGCAGGAGGUGGUGGCCGAUUCCGUCUGGGUGGAUGUGGCCUCUUCCUGUGUUGGAGACCUGAGCGUGAAUGGCGAGCAGCGAGACUACACGCCGGGCAAAAACCUCCAGCUGCGCGUCCGGGGCGACCCGGGGGCGAGCGUCAGCCUGGUGGCCGUGGACAACGCCGUCUUUUUGCUCAAGAGGGACAGACUCACGCAGAGCAAGUUGUGGGAUACGGUUGAGCAAGGGGAUCUGGGCUGCACCCGUGGGGGAGGCAUCAAUGCCAAGAAGCUCUUUCAGAAUGCCGGCUUGCUCUACUCAUCCAGCACCGGAUUCAGAACCGAGACCAGGGACGCCUUGCACUGUCCAGUCAGCAACAGAAGGAGGCGCUCUUCAGAACUCUUACAGAAGAAAGCUCAGCUGGAGAGUCGCUAUAAGGAGAAGCUGGCGCAUCGCUGCUGCAGCGACGGUCUUCGGGCCGUGCGCAUGCCGUACUCGUGCACGCGGCGCUCGCUCUACAUCACCGAGGGCUGGGAGUGCAUCCGGGCGUUCCGCUACUGUUGCGCCAGCUACCGAGAUGAAGUGCUGGACAUGGAGAUGCCCGCUACGGCGCCGCCCACUACGGCGCAGCCCACCACCACCGCCGCACCCCGAACCGUCCCCACGCGGAUUCACCUCGGCAGGGAAAUGUUUAAUUGGGGAGGACGCACUGGCGACGUCGUGGCCUACAGCAACGCCCACAGGACCUUGGACAGUCCCAAGCUUUUUGCCAGGGGACCCGUGAUGCCGAGGGAGGAAGCGCGCCCAGUAACCCCCGAGGUGCUGGGUGAGUACGUAGAACUGGACGACUACGAGGACGACGAAGAUGAGUACUUGGAGGAGAGGGACGUGUAUCUGCGCUUUCGCUUCUUCGAGUCGUGGCUGUGGACCGAAGUCAAGUUGCCCGAUGAAGCCGACAGAGACGGGCUGGCGUCCACGCAGCUGAGCCAGCCGCUACCCGACAGCAUCACCGAGUGGGGCGUCAUCGCCGUCAGCUCCUCUCCAAACACCGGUUUCUGCGUGGCCGAGCCGUACAACAUCAAGGCGUGGAAGCGCUUCUUUGUGGACUUGAAGCUUCCGUACUCGGUGGCCCGGAACGAGCAGGUGGAGAUUAAAGCCGUCAUCCACAACUACGGUGACGACGAGCUGCACGUCCGCGUGGUGCUGAUGAAGACAGAAAACAUGUGCAGCGUGGCCUUUCGCGAUCGUCACACCCAGGAAGUCACGCUGCCGGCAGGCACGUCCAAGGCGGUGGCCUACACCAUCAUGCCCCUGGCGGUGGGGCGGCUCCCCAUUGAGGUGAUGGUGGUGGCCCGAGACAUGCUGGGCGGAGACCGCAUCCAGAAACUCCUGCGGGUGGUGAUGGAUGGCGUACAAAAGACCAAAGUUUGGAGUGCCGUCUUGAACCCAGCAGCUGAAGGAGGUAAGCAGAGCAUCCAGGUGGGCAAGGUGGAACUGGAGGGCGUGGUGCCAAACUCAACGCCGGAAACAUUCAUCAACGUCCGAGGGAACGUCUUGGCCGACAGCAUCGACAACUCCAUCACCGACGACUCGCUGGCGUCUCUCAUCCGCAUGCCGGGCGGCUGCGUGGAGCAGAACUUGGCCACCAUCACGCUGCCGCUCAUCGCCGCCAUCUACCUGGAGAAGACCAACGACUGGGAGGUGGUGGGCGUGGAGCGCAAGGCCGAAGCGCUGAAAUACAUCAGGAGAGGCUACGAAAACCAGCUGGUCUACAAGAAGAGUGACGGCUCUUACCCCCCCUACAGGAGGGAGGGCGCAAGCACCUGGAUCACGGCCUACGUGGUGAAGGUGUUCUCCAUGGCUCACUCGGUGGUCGGCGUGGAUACGCAGCAAGUGUGCGACCCGCUCAGCUUCCUGGUGCGCCACAAGCUCAAACUCCCCGGCGGACGCUUUGUGGAGGACAACCCUGUCUACAGUACCACCAUGACUGGCGGCAUGCGCGGUGACGACCCCGAGAUUACGCUGACGGCGUUUGUCCUCAUCGCCCUGGCGGAGGCCAAGCAGGCGGGAAUACGAUGCAGCCAGCAAAAGCUGGAGGAGGCUAUCGAUAGCACGGCAGAAUUCUUGGAGAACGCCCUGGAGACAUCGGGCCGGAGACCGUACACGGUGGCCAUCGCCUCCUACGCUCUCGCAUUGGCGGGAAAAGGCUCAGCCGCCUACGACCCCACCUUACAGCUCCUCGCAGCAUCCCCCGACGGCAGCCACUGGCCAGACGCGCACAAUCAUCUGUUCUCGCUGGAGGCGACCGGUUACGCGUUGCUGGCCCUGGUCAAGGUGGGUCAGAUGCAGGAGGCCGCCAAAGCUUUCCAGUGGAUCAACGGCCAGCGCAGAAUUGGGGGAGGCUACGGUUCUACGCAGGCCACCAUGGUGGUGCUGCAGGCGCUGUCCGAGUACCUGAUGAAAUCUCGGGUCGCCGGCGAUCUCUCCCUCGACGUGGACGUCAAGAUCACGGGCCGACGUGACGUCCGCUACCACUUCAACGCCAGGACCGCAUACGCCGCCCACUCGUCGCGGCUUCCGGCUAAUCUGGACCUGACCGUGGAGGCCACGGGCCGCGGGCAGGGAAUAUUGGAGGUGGUGACAUAUUACAACCAGCUGCACGAAGUGGACGAGAAGACGCCAUGCCGACACUUUGAGCUCAGUGUUGACAUGGAGGAAUCCAGCGAAAAGCCUCCCGCCGAAGUGGAAAAGUCCUACCUGAUGACCAUCAAAGUCAGGGCGUUGGGAUCCAGUGACAUCAGGAUGGCCGUGCUGGACAUCAGCCUGCCGACGGGCUUCACCCCCGAAACCUCCGACCUGGAGUUGCUUUCCAAUUCAGUGGACCGCUACAUCAAUAACUUCAAGAUGGUGGACAACCUCAGCGACAGAGGCUCCUUCAUCAUCCACUUGUUCAAGGUGUCCCACAAGGAGCCCGAAAUCCUGAUCUUCAGACUGCAACAAAACUUCAAAGUGGGCCUCCUGCAGCCCUCCUCGGUCACUGCGUACGAGUACUACAACCCCGACAACCGCUGCAGUAAGACCUACACGCCCCCUCGGGACCAGGGUGAUCUGACGCACAUCUGCAAAGAAAACAUCUGCCGCUGCACGCAAGGCGACUGCUGCGUCGCCAAAGCGGACGGCGAGAGCUUCGCUGCCAAGGAGCGGGAGGCCUUUGCCUGCAAGUCCCUGCACCACGUUUUUCAGGCAAAGGUUGUGAGCAUCCAACAGAGUUACUACGACAAGUACGAGAUGGAGAUCACACGAGUUAUCAAACUGGGGGUGGAGGCAGGAGUGAAAGCGGGUCAGACCAGGACAUUUGUGUCGCACGGGGGCUGCAGAGAGGGACUGGACUUGAAGGUGGGCUCCCACUACCUCCUCAUCGGACCCAAGGAGGACCAGUGGGACGUUGACACGGACAACAACAGGUUUGUGUACACACUCGGGUCGGGCACGUGGGUGGAACGCUGGCCGUCGCCCGUCGAAUGCGCCGGCGGCAUCUUGCGGGACAAAUGCGCCAACCUGGCCGCCGCCGCCACGGAACUCUCGCUCAACGCCUGCCGCUUGUGAGACAAAUGACGCCGGUCCGACCUUUUUUUUUUUUUUUUUUUCUCUGUGUUCAAAAGAGCAAGUGAGAAAUGAUGAUGUAGGCGCAUCCUUUAAAAUAAAAGCUUCCCAGGAAUCUUGAAACGUGAUCAUCGCCAUUAUUUUUAUUCACUCUUUAGCUCAUGUUUGUGUGAUCAUUUCUACCUGACAUUCAAGUGGG